This is a messenger RNA of Paramisgurnus dabryanus, 1665 nucleotides long. RefSeq names its product GS homeobox 1 (gene gsx1). Gene Ontology annotation, molecular function: sequence-specific double-stranded DNA binding; DNA-binding transcription factor activity, RNA polymerase II-specific. The record is from RefSeq and is a predicted model, not a curated record. NCBI's taxonomy places the organism in Eukaryota, Metazoa, Chordata, Actinopteri, Cypriniformes, Cobitidae. Gene Ontology annotation, biological process: regulation of DNA-templated transcription. Gene Ontology annotation, cellular component: nucleus.
AAUGCCAAGAGAAAAGGCACAAAACCCUAUUGAGGGCUCUCAGCCGCUAGUAGCGUAACCGUCACAUGGACAAACUGUCUCUCCAACUAUUUAAGCAGGAACGUUUUCUCCUCAGCAUCAUUCUGCCGUCCAGCCUUCGCUACGGAACACGACUGACCAAUAGAAACUUUUUCUAGCUCUUAGACCUUUUGAGUGAAGAAACGCUGUGCUGUAAACAUGCCAAGAUCUUUCCUAGUGGAUUCCUUGAUUUUGAGGGAGAACGGGGAGAAAGGAAGAGAGACCAGUCCUCCGUUAUUUCCAUACGCGGUGCAUCCGUCGCAUCCACUCCACGGCCUCUCUGGCGGCUCCUGUCACUCUCGCAAGGCGGGUCUGUUGUGCUUUUGCCCGCUGUGCGUCACCGCGUCUCACCUGCACCCGUCGCCUCCAGCGCUGCCGCUCAUCAAGGCAUCUUUUCCCUCCUUCGGCGCACAGUAUUGUCACUCCGCGCUAUCCAGGCAGCACUCCACUUCUGGCGGUGUAAAUCUGAACAGCGGCUCGGGGUUAUACCAAGCCACGUAUCCAGUGCCAGAUCCGCGACAGUUCCACUGCAUAUCCAUAGAUAAUAACAGCAACCAACUUCAUAGCAGCAAGCGCAUGCGCACCGCGUUCACCAGUACGCAACUCCUUGAGUUGGAGAGGGAGUUCACGUCCAACAUGUACCUGUCAAGACUUCGGCGCAUAGAAAUCGCAACUUACCUCAACCUCUCCGAGAAGCAGGUCAAGAUCUGGUUCCAGAACCGACGCGUCAAGCACAAAAAAGAAGGCAAAAGUGGUUCUCACAGAACGGGAGCCCAUAACUGCAAGUGUUCGUCGUCUCUUUCCUCCGUCCGGUGCUCCGAGGAAGAGGAUGACCUGCCCAUGUCACCACCAACAUCGGAGAAAGAGGAUGGAGAUCUGUCCGUUAGCCCAUAAACUCUUAUUAAGCUCACCUCAAAAGACUCACCUUAAUGCCACACCUGUGGAAUCUUCAAUGCAGCCAAAAAGCGACGGUAUUCCUGCGUGCGCCGUCAUCUGUAAAUAGCCAGAAAGAUAAAAAAAUCGUUAUAUAUGUUCGGGGUCUGCGCAUCCCUUUAAUGUUGUAUAUUUGUAUACAUUGUAUACAUCUUGUUUGUUUGUUUGUUUGUUUGUUUGUUUCUGAAAACGCAUCCAAAAUCCUUUCCUGUUACCACAAGUUUUCCAUAUUUGUGUAAUCAAACGUUCCAAAAUGAAAAAUACUUACUGUUUAAUUACAUUUUGGAUAUUGAAUACCGUUUUCCUUUGUAUUUUAUGAGUGGUGAGUACAGGGUAGCUUUAAGCACAUCAUUUUGGGACGGAAUAGAAAUAUGGGAUGUAUUCGGGACGACGAACGUUAACUAGUGUCACUUGAGUGACAGAAUUUGUUAUUGUACUUUUAUUGUAAUGAGAAUAUUUAUUUAUUUAAAAAUCUUAAAACUGAAAAUAAAGAAUAUUUCUUAGUGACAAAAUGUUGCCUGUUGUCUGUUGUACAAGCACGCCACCCAGACAUCACGUCCUUGAGCUGGGAGAAGAUAUCAGUUUCAAACUAACUUCCUUUAUUCAUUAAGCCUUCUAAUGAUGGAUGGUCUCAGUUUUGUAGGCAUGCCCUAUUUUGCAACAUUAUGGGUACCA